This is a messenger RNA of Camellia sinensis, 714 nucleotides long. RefSeq lists its product as uncharacterized. The record is from RefSeq and is a predicted model, not a curated record. NCBI's taxonomy places the organism in Eukaryota, Viridiplantae, Streptophyta, Magnoliopsida, Ericales, Theaceae.
AUGACAUGGAUAAAUAACAGACAAGGGCUUGCCAACAUAAUGGAAAGACUUGAUAGAGCUUUGUGCAACACAGAAUGGAGAACCAUGUUCUCGGAGGCCACUGUGAGAGUCCUUCCCAGAACUUACUCUGAUCACUCCCCUCUUAUUGUCUACACCCAAUGUAUGCAUAAUCUCAAUCCCCUCAAUAGGCCUUUUAGAUUUGAAGCUGCUUGGAUGACUCAUCUUGGCCUCAUUGAUGUUAUUAAAUAUUCUUGGACUGAUAUGAACCAUAACCUCAUUGAUUCCACUGUUGAUUUCACUUGUAAAGUUAAGGAAUGGAAGAAAGAGGAAGAAAUCUUGUGGUUUCAAAAAUCUAAAUCUAAACACAUUCUUCUUGGUGAUAGAAAUACUAAGUAUUUUCAUGUUUCCACCAUUACCAAGAGAAGGAAAAUUAAAAUUAAUGCCCUUAAAGAUAACUUUGGUAAUUGGACCAUUGACUCUAUUGGCAUUAAAGCCACUAUUCUUGAAUAUUUUCAGAAUCUCUUUAGUGGUAAUCUUAUAACUCAACUGGAUCAUUGGAAAAAUAUUUCUCCUUUCCACUUCACUCAAGAAGAUAAUGAUGGUUUAGCCAAACCUAUAUCUAAUUCUGAGAUUCUUAGAGCUGUGAAAGAUAUUGGUGCCUUUAAAGCACCUGGUAGAGACGACAUUCAGGCCACAUUCUACCACAAUUAUUAA